GCUGUGGAAGGUUCUCACAAUUAGUUAGUGACUGAGAGUGCGGGAAAUAAGUAACGUUAUAUACUUAGUAUGUGCAUGUGUUGUGUGUUAGUCGGAACUAAGUGAAGUGUUAACAAAAUUGGUACCAAACAAAUUAAUGUAAACUAAAAUUUAAUAAAAUAUUUCAACUUCACUAAGUAGUCAGAUUGUUAUAAAAACAUUGUAAACUAAUUAUGAAACCGGUCUCUAUACUAACUGCUGCUAGUUUAGCUGUUGGCGCAAUUACUGUUUCUUGGUUCAUUUGGUCGCACUAUCGCAAAAGACGCGGACCACACCCGGCUAAGGAGUGGAUUUAUAUCGGUCAAAUAGGCGCAAUCAAUUUGUUUCCAAUUAAAUCUUGUGCAGCGACUAAUGUUGAUGCGGCUGAGUGCAAUAAAGAUGGUUUAAGUUUUCGUAAUAUACGUGAUCGUAAUUUGUUGGUGCUUGAUGAUGAUAACAAACUUGGUUCCGCUAUGACACAUCCAUUUAUGUUGAGCAUAAAAACUGAAAUUUUAUCCGAAAAUCAGCUUACUUUAUCUGCACCUAAUAUGCCAUCAAUUAAUGUUAAUUUAAAACAAAUAUUAGAAGGAGCAGAAGCAAGGGGAAAAUCUAUGGGGGGCUAUCGUUUGUUAUUGGUUGAAUGUAGACCAGAACAUCAUAUGUGGGUUUCUAAGGUAGUGCUUAAACGUUCAAAUGGUUUGCGCUUAUUUAUAUCAUUAGAUCCAGGUCUAGAGAUGAAAUGGUGGAAAAUUAAGAAGAGUGAUGUCUAUCCUGUCAUGGCGGUACAUGACAAAUCAAUUACGGAGUUAAACUCAAGACUGCCAGAGAGUGAACAAGUUGACCAUUUGCGCUUCCGUGGUAAUCUACUUGUUAAAAGUGAAUCAUGCCAUCAACCUUUUAUGGAGGAUGAUUGGGCUUGGAUGAAAAUUGGUAAAAGAUCUGGCAAAGUGGAUGAUACAACUAUAUUAAAAUUUACUGAGCCUUGUAAACGUUGUGCUAUAAUCAACAUCGAUGCGCUCACUUGCAAGCGUAAUCCUAAUUAUGAGCCCUUGAGAACUUUAAAAAGAUUUCGUACACGUUCUCAUCCUUUGGAGCCAGAAAUGGGUAUUUAUUUUGAUGUUUACAAAACGGGUAAAAUUUUCAUUGGCGAUCCCGUUUAUGUUCAGGUGAAAACAAAAGUUGAUGAGUUAUAAUUAUUUUUAUUUAUAUAAGCAAUUAUUGUUAAUUAUUCACUUAAUCAAUAUGUAAUUACAAAUAUAAUAUAAUCAUUUUAAAUUCACAAUACAAUGGUAAAUUAAAAUGCAUUUCG
Teleopsis dalmanni is the source of this 1327-nucleotide messenger RNA. RefSeq names its product mitochondrial amidoxime reducing component 2-like. The coding region runs from base 213 to 1211 and encodes 332 amino acids. The transcript has 3 exons. Lineage: Eukaryota; Metazoa; Arthropoda; Insecta; Diptera; Diopsidae. The record is from RefSeq and is a predicted model, not a curated record. Gene Ontology annotation, molecular function: pyridoxal phosphate binding; molybdenum ion binding; catalytic activity.